AUGGAGGAUCUUUAUGUGGCGAACACCAUUUUUGCCCUCAAUUUCUUUAAGCAACUGGUGAAAAUAAACCCCACUGAGAAUCUCUUCUUUUCCCCAUGGAGCAUCUCAUCCACCAUGGCCAUGGUCUACUUGGGUGCCGGGGGCGACACUGCAGACCAGAUGGCACAGGUGCUUCAGUUUAACAAGGUUGGAGACCACGGACUUGUCCCAGUGUCCCAGAAGAACUUCACCGGCUGUAACAUCAUGCAACAGAUCCAGAACACGACGUACCCUGACGGCAUUUUACAGGCCCAAACUGCAAAUAAAGUCCAUUCAUCCUUCCAGUCUCUCAUCUCUGCAAUGAAUUCAUCCUCCGGUGAUUACUUAUUGGAAAGCACCAAUCAGUUGUUUGGAGAGAAGUCCAUGAGAUUUAAGGAAGAAUACAUGCAGCUCUCUAAGAAAUAUUACUCUACAGAACCCCAGGUAGUGGACUUUCUAGACUGUGCAGAAGAAGCCAGACAAAAGAUUAAUUCCUGGGUCAAGACUCAAACCAAAGGCAAAAUCCCAAACCUGCUACCAGAAGGUUCGGUGGAUGAGGAGACCAGGAUGGUCUUAGUGAAUGCUGUCUACUUCAAAGGGAAGUGGAAAACUCCUUUCCAGAAGAAAUUAAAUGGGCUUUAUCCUUUCCGUGUGAAUGCGACUGAGCGCAAACCUGUACAGAUGAUGCACUUGCAUGAAAAGGUGAACAUUGGGUACAUUGAAGACUUAAAGACUCAGGUGGUAGAACUCCCAUAUGCUGGUGAUGUCAGCAUGUUCCUGUUGCUUCCCGAUGAAAUUGUGGAUGCGUCUACUGGAUUGGAGUUGCUGGAAAAUGAGAUAACGUAUGACAAACUCAACAAGUGGACCAGCAAAGACAUACUGGCCGAAGAUGAUGUUGAAGUGUACAUACCCCAGUUCAAGUUGGAAGAGCGUUAUGAACUCAAACCCAUCCUGAGGAGCCUGGGUAUGAGUGAUGCCUUCAACAAAGGCCAGGCCAACUUCUCAGGAAUGUCAGACAGUAAUGACCUGUAUCUGUCUGAGGUGUUCCACCAGGCUGCAGUGGAGGUUAAUGAGGAGGGCACAGAGGCAGCUGCUGGCACCGGGGCCACAAUGUCCGGAAGAACUGGCCAUGGAGGCCCACAGUUUGUGGCUGACCAUCCUUUCCUCUUCUUUAUCAUGCACAGAGUGACCAAGAGCAUCCUGUUUGGGGGCAGAUUCUCCUCACCCUAA
This is a messenger RNA of Chrysochloris asiatica (Cape golden mole), 1248 nucleotides long. RefSeq names its product serpin peptidase inhibitor, clade B (ovalbumin), member 2 (gene SERPINB2). NCBI's taxonomy places the organism in Eukaryota, Metazoa, Chordata, Mammalia, Afrosoricida, Chrysochloridae. The transcript is spliced from 7 exons. Gene Ontology annotation, molecular function: serine-type endopeptidase inhibitor activity. Gene Ontology annotation, biological process: negative regulation of endopeptidase activity. Bases 1 to 1248 code for a protein of 415 amino acids. The record is from RefSeq and is a predicted model, not a curated record.